AAUGUUCUGCCGGGCUCGUCUGCCCUUGACUCGUCUGGCAUACUCUCUUGCAGCCCGGAGGCCGAACCCUCCUUACUAUGCUACUCGUGGGGCCAAAACCGAGAGUACUAUCAAAGUUCAGGAACUACCACAAGGUCCCCUCGCUCCUGCCCCGCUGCCUGCCAUCGAAGAACAUCCGGACGAUCAAGUUCAAGCCUAUCCGCGUGUCAUACAACAACACCUGAACAAUGUCAGCAAAUUCAGCGAUUGUGUUGUACUUACUCGUAUAGGCAAUUUUUACGAGCUGUAUGGCGAGCAGGCCGAUCAAUAUGGCCCUCUCCUCAAUCUCAAGGUAGCACAGAGGAAGACUGCCCUUGGUCCAAUAGCCAUGGCAGGUUUCCAAUACACUCAAUUGGAUCGCUUCCUCAAAUCUCUUGUCCAAGGACUAAACAAACACGUCGCCAUCAGCGAGGAGCUUCGAAAUUCUGCUGCUGACCAGGUCAAAAAUGGCGGUCUCCUCUAUAAUCGAAAAGUCUCCCGUAUUGUUACCGCCGGCACCUUGGUCGAUGAAACCUUCAUGGACCCUUUCGAAAACAACUUCUUACUAAGCAUACAUGCCAAUCUUGACACAACAGACACUGUCUCUAUAUCGCACGAGACAGACGUGGGCCUGACAUGGGUAGACCUCUCAAGUGGUGACUUCUUCACUCAGCGCACCGAGAUAGCCUCUCUCGGCUCCGUCAUUGCUCGCAUAGGAGCCCGCGAGAUUGUCCUCGAUUCUAGCUUUGAACGAAUUGACCGAACUCAGCUAGAUCGACUUUUGGGCGAUGGGGGACAUGCUGUGACAUACCACAGUCCAGACCCGAAUUUUGCCUCCACCGAACAUUGGGCUCCUAUGCUAGAAAAGCCUGUCUCAAGAAAAGAAUCGCGUUCCUUCUCCACCCAAGAGGUACUUGCGGGCUCAUUGCUAUUAGAUUAUGUCAAAGGCAGGUUGCUCGAGCUGAAUGUUUCUUUGAGAUCUCCUAUCCGUCGCAAUCAGGGCGAUUAUAUGAGCAUCGACAAGCAGACCUUGAAAGCUCUGGAGAUCAGAUCCACUCUCCGUGACGGACUCUUUCAAGGCAGUCUGCUGCAUGCAAUCCGAAGAACAACGACCAAGAGCGGUGCUAGAUUGUUAAGUCAGAGACUAGAGAUCAACAGCCGCUUGAACUUGAUUUCAGAGCUGCUUGAGCACGAUCAGUUGCGUGAAGAGACCAUGUCUGCGCUACAAAGAACAACGGAUGUUCUGCGCUUGCUGCAAAGAUUCUCAAUCGGUAAAGGAGAUGCCGAUGAUCUCCUUGCUCUUGCCAAAACAAUACGGAUCGUCAACCAUAUUGUCAACAUGAUGAAUACACAUCUACCCUCUCAANAAAGUGCUAUCGACCCGCCUCCUUCGUCUUUGCCAUUGAGAGCAUUGGUAGGUCGUCUUGAUCUGGAUGGUCCCUCGAAACUUGCAACUCGCAUCUUGGAGGCAAUCGAUGAGGAAGGCCUCUCUCAACAGCAUCUCGCCGAAGAGGCAGAAGCGGUGGGUGUUGCAGAACUUGCAGAACAGAUCGUUGAAGCAGAGGAACCGUCGACCAAAUCAACGAAACGUGGCAAGGCCAGUGCUAAGAAGGCUGCAGUAAUUACAGACCUCAAUGCCGGAGAGUUUUGGAUCAUGCGCAGGAGUGCCAGCACAACCUUGAAACAAGGGCAUCAGAAUCUAGACAACAUUAUGCAGGAAAAGGCGCAACUCUUUGAACGUUUGCGAGCAGAAAUAGGACAUUUUUGUCAUGUCAAAGGCAAAGAUGUUCGAGCAGAGAUUCCGGAUGCAAGAAAUGUCAGCUCUACCAAAAAUACUAGAGCCUUUUACCUUCCAGAUUGGUCACACUUGGGAUCACGAUUGGAAGACGCAAAGCUACGUAUCCGCACCGAGGAGCAAAGGGUCCUCAACGAUCUUCGCAAGCGGCUGAGGCGUAAUGCUAAUAUCCUUGACGAGUUGGACGUUGGGUGUUCAUCUGCGGUUCUGGCAAGAGAAAGAAACUUAAUUGUUGGCGGUCGCCAUCCUAUGGUAGACAUAGGUCUUCAAGAGCAAGGUCGGCUAUUUACUGCCAACAAUUGUAAUGUGGGCGGAGACGAGAGCAUCUUGUUAAUCACAGGGCCUAAUAUGGCAGGAAAGAGUACCUAUCUCAGGCAGAACGCCCUGAUCACCAUUCUAGCACAGACUGGUUGCUUCGUUCCUGCAGAUUAUGCAGAAAUAGGGCUUGUGGAUAAGAUAUUCAGCAGAAUAGGCUCUGCGGACAACCUGUACAACCAUCAGUCGACCUUCAUGGUGGAGAUGCUCGAGGUGGCCGACAUACUCAAUCAAGCCACUUCGCACUCGUUUAUCAUCAUGGACGAAGUCGGUAGAGGAACAACUCCAGAAGACGGCGUAGCUGUGGGAUAUGCCUGUCUGCAUCAUCUGCACAACACAGCCCAAUGCCGCACACUGUUCGCAACACACUUCCACUCUCUAGUCGACAUGACGACAAGUUUCGAUCGCCUGGCUUGUUACUGUACAGAUGUUGCAGAAGAAGAGGAUGGCUCAUGGGUCUAUGUACACAAACUUCGAGAAGGUAUGAACAGAAGCUCGCAUGCGCUUAAAGUUGCAAAACUUGCUGGUUUGCCGGAUACGGCAAUCGCUGUGGCCAAGAGUGUUUUGGACGACUUUGAGCGGGAAAGGCAAAGUGUAUCG
This is a messenger RNA of Aureobasidium uvarum, 2728 nucleotides long. The record is from the annotation of a GenBank genome assembly. NCBI's taxonomy places the organism in Eukaryota, Fungi, Ascomycota, Dothideomycetes, Dothideales, Saccotheciaceae.